UAUCAUGCAUAUUGACUGAUAGUGUCAAAUCUAUAAAUUUAUAAUAAUAAAAUCAUGUAAUAUCAUGUAUUUUCGAAGAAGAGCAUUUUUAUCAUUUCUGUGUUGACUUUCAUCAACCAUCAAUAAUCUUGAUGACGCCAUCACAAAAAAUGACAGUGAAUAAGGAUCUAGAAUAUGAACGAAACAAAUGUACAUUUCAACCUAUUGAAUUAACGUAUUUCUUCGAUGGCAGUCCAGAGAAAACAAUAGAACGUCGUGAACGAGAAAAGUAUUUUUUAAGUGAUCCAGAAUUACAAAAUAAUAUACCAGUAAAAUAUAAAAGUCAUAAAGAGAUAUAUGAAGAUGCUGUACGAAAAGUAUGUAGGGUUUUAUACAAACUUAGAAAAUUGCAAGAAACAGGAAAAGCGGGUAUGGAUGAUUUCACUCAUAUUUUUGGAGCUAAACUUGGAUCUGCAAUAUUAAAAGAUGGAAAUCCAUUAGUAUUGCAUUAUGCCAUGUUUUUACCAUCUAUUAUGGGACAAGGAACUAUAAAACAACAAGAAUAUUGGAUAACUAGAUCUUGGAAUGGUGAUGUUAUAGGAACAUAUGCUCAAACUGAAUUAGGUCAUGGAACAUUUAUCAGAGGUUUAGAAACUACAGCGAUAUACGAUUCCAAAACAAAAGAAUUCAUUUUGAAUAGUCCUACUUUGACGUCUUAUAAAUGGUGGCCAGGAGGAUUGGGACAUACUGCAAAUCAUGCAAUAGUUGUUGCACAAUUAUACACACAAGGGGAAUGUAAAGGUAUUCAUCCCUUCAUUGUACAAUUAAGAGAUGUGAAUACACAUCAACCUUUACCAGGUAUUAAAAUUGGAGAAAUUGGUACAAAAUUGGGAAUGAAUGGUACUAAUAAUGGUUUUCUUGGAUUCAAAAAUUUCAGAAUACCACGAGAGAAUAUGUUGAUGAAGAAUUCUAAGGUUUUAGAAGAUGGAACAUAUGUAAAAGCAUUGAAUGAUAAAUUAACAUAUGGUACAAUGGUAUUCGUUCGAGUAGUGUUAGUAUAUGAUAUCGUAACUUAUUUAUCAAAAGCUGUUACUAUUUCGGUUCGAUAUAGUGCAGUGAGACGUCAGGGUCAAAUAAAUUCGGAAAAACCUGAGGUACAAAUCCUUGAUUAUGUAACCCAACAAUACAAAAUUUUUCCUCAUCUUGCUACAUGUUUUGCAUUUAAAAUAACUGCUAAUUGGAUAUGGGACAUGUACAAUGUUAUCAAUGUUGAAAUGGAUCAUGGAGAAUUGGAUAGGUUACCAGAGUUACAUGCUUUGUCAUGUUGCUUAAAAGCAGUUGCAUCUGCAGAUGCAGCAGCUGGAGUAGAACAAGUUCGAUUAUCUUGUGGUGGACAUGGAUAUAUGGAUGCUAGUAAUCUUCCAGCAACUUAUGGUUUAGUGACAGCUAUCUGUACCUAUGAAGGAGAAAAUACGGUCUUACUUUUACAAACAGCUAGAUAUUUAGUAAAAGUAUGGAAACAAGCUGUUAAUGGUCAAAAAUUACCAGUUACUGUACAAUAUCUUUCAAAUGCAGCAAAAAAAAUACAACAACGCCCUUGGAGCAAUAAUUUGGAUUAUAUUGCUGAAGCAUAUCAUAUGGUAGCAGCAGGAAUUAUACGUAUAGCAACGGAAAAUAUGGAUCGUAGAAUACAUAAUGGCAUUUCUGCGGAAGAUGCCUGGAAUCAAACUAGUAUCGAAUUAGCUUAUUGUGCAGAGGCACACUGUCGAGCUUUCAUUGUAAAAACAUUCGUUGAAGGUGUUAAAGAAAUAAGUUCGAUUAGUGAUCAAUUAAAACAAGUAUUAUUUCAACUUUGUGAAUUAUAUGUCAUAUAUUGGGUAUUACAAAAACGUGGCGAUUUUCUUCAAUUUUGUUCUAUGAAGCAAAAUGAUGUCCAGAUACUUCAAUCACGUUUAGAAGAAUUAUUGAUGACAAUCCGUCCAAAUGCUGUGGGUAUUGUUGAUGGUUUUGAUAUCUGUGAUGAAAUUCUUAAUUCAGCUUUAGGCGCUUAUGAUGGUAAUGUUUAUGAACGAUUGUACGCUGAAGCCAUGAAAAGUCCUCUAAAUCAUGAAAGCGUGAACGAAUCUUUUGAAAAAUAUUUGAAACCAUUUCUUAAAAGCAAUUUGUAAAAUGUUUUUUUUUUAUAUUUUAAUU
Messenger RNA from Apis dorsata (giant honeybee), 2172 nucleotides. Its product is annotated as probable peroxisomal acyl-coenzyme A oxidase 1. Gene Ontology annotation, biological process: lipid homeostasis; fatty acid beta-oxidation using acyl-CoA oxidase. The transcript has 12 exons. Gene Ontology annotation, cellular component: peroxisome. The coding region runs from base 132 to 2147 and encodes 671 amino acids. The record is from RefSeq and is a predicted model, not a curated record. Lineage: Eukaryota; Metazoa; Arthropoda; Insecta; Hymenoptera; Apidae. Gene Ontology annotation, molecular function: acyl-CoA oxidase activity; fatty acid binding; FAD binding.